Conger conger (European conger) is the source of this 1332-nucleotide messenger RNA. It is a transcript of the gene mrpl38, whose product is annotated as mitochondrial ribosomal protein L38. Gene Ontology annotation, cellular component: mitochondrial large ribosomal subunit. Lineage: Eukaryota; Metazoa; Chordata; Actinopteri; Anguilliformes; Congridae. The record is from RefSeq and is a predicted model, not a curated record. The transcript has 9 exons. Bases 72 to 1232 code for a protein of 386 amino acids.
AAAUGCGAUACGUAAUUCUCAUUCAUUGAGCUCUAGCUAGCUCUGCGCUUUUAGUCAUUUUCUCAUUCAAAAUGGCGUGUCGCAUGGUGUGCGAAGCUAUGCUACGGGCUGGUUUGGAUUUAGGGGUCAUUCAAACCAGGGGAUUCGGUACCGCAGUUGCUUUGUGCCGCCGUGCUGCUCCACGGGGUCCAAUGCCAAAUGAAGACAUUCAGUUCACAGAGUUGGAAUCACUGGAGAAAUAUCGCAGUUACAGACGUUACAUGAAGACGGCUGAGGAAGCUAAGAAGAAGAAAGUCUGGUGGAGAACAUACAGACAGUGGCUGGAGCAAGAAAGGGGUGACCGUGCUCUCGAGCUGGUUGACAUUGGGCUGCCCCACUGCCACACCCCUUUCAGCAAACAGAUAAAGGAGAGGAGGGCACUAAUGAAGGAGAAUCAACGCAACCCAGAGCUGGAGAAGGACAUGCGUCACCAAACUUUUCGUAUUCCUCUAGACCGAGUGAAGGCUGAAUGGGAGCGCACCUGCGGGCCUCAUCAGCUGCAGACGCUGGCUAAUCACUACGGCAUCUACCAGGAUCUAUUCCCAGGAGCCCACUUCACUCCAAGAGUCAUGCUACGCAUCGCGUAUGGAGAGGAGGCUAGUGCACAGGUGCAUUACGGGAACCAUGUGACCCCUGCACAGGCUGCGACUGCUCCUCAUGUGACAUUUGAAGCGGAGGAAGAUUCUCUCUGGACCCUCCUGCUCACCAGCCCAGAUGAGCAUCUUCUGGACAGUGAAGGGGAGUAUGUACAUUGGCUGAUAGGGAAUAUUCCAGGCAAUGCAGUGCAGUCGGGAGAGGAGGUGUGUCACUACUUCCCACCAUUCCCAGCCAAGGGCACUGGAUUUCACAGAUUGGUGUUCCUCCUCUUCAAGCAGGAUGCCCCUGUCAACUUUGAGGAAGACUGCCGGUCCUCGCCCUGCCACAGUCUGAAGCAGAGGACGUUCAAGACUCUGGAGUUCUACAGGAGGCAUCAGGAUGUGAUCACUCCUGCGGGCUUCGCCUUCUUCCAGUGUCAGUGGGAUGACUCCGUCACGAACACGUUCCACGCGCUGCUCAACAUGAAAGAGCCGGUUUUUGAGUUUGAGCGGCCCCCUGUCUACCACCCCCCUCAGAAGAAGUACCCCCAUGGACAGCCCCUACGAUACCUGGACAGGUACCGAGAUGGACACAAGCCGACCUAUGGCAUCUACUGACCCUCACUCACGUCAGCUCUAGGAGGGGCACAUGCCAAGCAGUGUUGUACAUUAUUUACAUGUGCUUUAUUUCAAAUAAAUACUAACAUUAUGGACUCAA